This is a messenger RNA of Populus nigra (black poplar), 1233 nucleotides long. Its product is annotated as probable CCR4-associated factor 1 homolog 6. The record is from RefSeq and is a predicted model, not a curated record. The transcript has 2 exons. The coding region runs from base 269 to 1093 and encodes 274 amino acids. Gene Ontology annotation, cellular component: P-body; CCR4-NOT complex; CCR4-NOT core complex. Gene Ontology annotation, molecular function: poly(A)-specific ribonuclease activity; nucleic acid binding. NCBI's taxonomy places the organism in Eukaryota, Viridiplantae, Streptophyta, Magnoliopsida, Malpighiales, Salicaceae.
UAUUGAAAAAUAUCUCUUUCCCUAUCUUCUUCUUUCUGCUUUAUAAUAACAACUUUUUCUUUGUUUGCUCAUGUUCUUCUCUCUCUUAAUGUUUGUUUCUCUCUCUCUAGAAGAUCUCUUAUCAGAUCCUUCAAAUCUAUUUUAUUCCAGAUUUGGUUUUAUGUGCUGGGUGAUUGAUAGGUUUUGUUAGGGUUCGGUGCUGUUUUUGAUUGUUUAGUUUGAUUAGGCAUUUGGGAUUAAGCAAUUUUGUUGUGGGUUUGAUUUUGUGAUGUCGUUGUUGCUAAAAGGUGAUUCUAUUCUAAUUCGUGAGGUGUGGAAUGACAAUCUCGAAGAAGAAUUCGCGCAUAUCCGUGAAAUAGUUGAUGAUUUCCCUUAUAUUGCCAUGGACACGGAGUUUCCGGGCAUUGUGUUGCGUCCGGUGGGUAAUUUUAAGAAUAGUAAUGACUAUCAUUACCAGACUUUGAAGGAUAAUGUGGAUAUGUUGAAGUUGAUUCAAUUGGGUCUUACCUUCUCAGAUGAACAAGGGAAUUUACCAACUUGUGGCACGGAUAAGUAUUGCAUUUGGCAGUUUAAUUUCCGUGAGUUCAACGUGAACGAGGAUGUUUUUGCAAAUGAUUCGAUUGAACUUUUGCGGCAGAGCGGGAUUGACUUUAAGAAGAACAAUGAAAACGGUAUUGAUGCUGUCAGAUUUGGUGAGCUCUUGAUGUCGUCUGGGAUUGUGUUGAAUGAUAACGUGUACUGGGUGACAUUUCAUAGUGGUUAUGAUUUUGGGUACUUGCUUAAGCUGUUGACUUGCCAGAAUUUACCGGAUACACAAGCAGGGUUCUUUAAUUUGAUCAACAUGUACUUUCCAACUCUUUAUGAUAUCAAGCAUUUGAUGAAGUUUUGCAAUAGUCUUCAUGGAGGGUUGAACAAGCUUGCAGAGUUGUUAGAAGUUGAAAGAGUUGGGAUAUGCCAUCAAGCAGGUUCAGAUAGUUUGCUUACAGCUUGUACAUUCAGGAAGUUGAAAGAGAAUUUCUUUAGCGGCUCCUUGGAAAAGUAUGCUGGUGUGUUGUAUGGUUUAGGUGUUGAGAAUGGACAAAAUACCCAUUGAUCAUGAAAAAAAGAAGAAAAAAAAGAAAGCUUAGAAAGAUCCUUUCAACUUGAUGUCGGUGCCUGGCACCAGAAUUUCUUGUACACUCUUGUACAACAGGUUUCUUAAUCUAUGAAUAUAAUCUCCAUCUACUUGCUUUA